This is a messenger RNA of Lolium perenne, 2333 nucleotides long. Lineage: Eukaryota; Viridiplantae; Streptophyta; Magnoliopsida; Poales; Poaceae. The record is from RefSeq and is a predicted model, not a curated record.
UCCACUUCAAAAAUCUUCUGUGUUUCUCAGCUACUUUCUGUGCGCUGCUAUGCAUGGCUAGUGCAAUCAGCCGAGAAGGAGAAGAACUCCUCCGGUGGAAGGACACUCUACUCGACUCCCCUUUUCUGUCCUCAUGGUCACGUGACAACCUGACCUGCUCCUGGGAUUUCCUAUCCUGUGACAGUUCCGGCCAUGUUACGGACCUCUUUCUUAGUGGCGAAGGCCUCAGCGGCACGCUUGAUGCCUUGUACUCCACCUCGUUCCCGUACCUCGCAAAGCUCACCCUCAGCAACAACAGCCUCGCUGGGGCCAUCCCAGCAAACACAACCCUGUUUCUCGCGGUGGUGGAGCUCGACCUAUCGCAUAACGCACUCUCAGGUUCGAUUCCACAUAACCUGCAAGAUAUGGCGCCAAAUUUAGAGUUACUUGAUCUAUCAUUCAAUAUGUUCUCGGGGCCUAUACCAAGGCGGCUCUCGGGGCUGAGAAAUUUGGAAAGACUCACCCUCGCAAACAAUAAUCUCACCGGAGGAAUCCCUAAGGAUCUUGGUAACCUUACCGAUCUCAUGGACAUGGACCUCUCCUGGAACAUGUUAUCGGGAGGAAUACCAAAGGAGCUUGGUAAAUUCCAUUAUCUGUUGAUAUUGGAUUUAUCGUGGAACAUGUUGUCAGGAGGAAUCCCAGAUGAGCUUGGUAACACUACCGCCCUCUCCAUGAGUUUCUCGUGGAACAUGCUCUCUGGGAGUUUGCCACCAUCCAUUUCCAGGAUUCAGGGAAUAAAUAAGUUUGAUGUUGGGAAUAAUCUCCACCUGAGCGGCAACAUCCCAUUGGAAUUGUUCAAAAACUGGACCGAUAUCACGAAUUUCUAUAUUGCCAACAACACCUUUACUGGAAACAUCAGCGAUGUUGUUUGUCAGCCAGGUACUAAUCUAGUAGGGUUAGACUUGUCGAAUAAUCUCUUGUCUGGAUUCCCUAGUUGUCUAUGGAACUGGAGCAAUCUUGUUUAUAUGGACUUGUCGAGCAAUGCUUUUGUUGGAGAAGUUCCAGCCUUAACGAACCCUCCUCCUUCUUCACUACUAUCGGUGCAUCUGGCAAACAACAACUUCACAGGAUGUUUUCCAAUUGCUCUGCAGAAAUCAAAAAGCUUAGUAUCUUUGGAUCUGGGGGGAAAUAAGUUUUCUGGAACAAUUCCUUCAUGGAUAGGGGCAAGUUUUCCUUUGCUAAGAAUCCUACGACUACGGUUAAAUAUGUUUCAUGGAAGUAUCCCUUGGGAGGUAUCACAAAUCCCUCAUCUCCAUUUGCUUGAUCUAGCCGAAAAUAAUCUCACUGGUUCGGUACCAGUAACUUUUAGCAACUUUACAUACAAAGAUAUCUUACAAGAGAUGGAUUUUGAAGGCGGCCAAUUGGGUGCUCAGACAAUGUUACGCGACAAUAUGUAUCAUUCAUUUGAUGGUCACACAGAAAUAGUUUGGAAGGGACGAUAUUAUACUUUUAAUAGAGAAAUUAAUCUUAUGAUUGGUAUCGAUCUCUCAAGCAACUACCUUUCUGGCGAGAUCCCUGCAGAAUUAUUGAAUCUUGGAGACAUUCGCUUCCUGAACUUGUCAAGAAAUAAUUUAUCUGGUGCUAUCCCAAGUAACAUUGGUAACUUGACAUAUGUGGAGUCUCUUGACCUCUCUCAAAACAAGCUGUUGGGUCCUAUUCCUUCAAGCAUAUCACACUUGAUGUUCCUCAACUCUCUCAAUCUCUCCGACAACCUUCUGUCAGGAGACAUACCUACAGGCAAUCAGCUCCAAACACUCAACGACCCCUCCAUUUAUAGCAACAACUUGGGACUAUGUGGUGUCGUCCUGAGCAUUCCAUGUAAAGGAAAUUCAAGUUCUCCAACAACACUGGAUGAGGCAAGGGAAGAUCGCCAUCAACUCGAAACCAUGUGGCUGUACUACUCAGUGAUUGCUGGAACUAUCUUUGGUUUCUGGGUAUGGUUUGGAGCAUUGUUUUUCUGCAAGAUCUGGAGGUUUGCUUUCUUCAGGUGCAUCGAUGCACUGCACGAAAAGUGUAUACUGAAGAUGGAGCGUUCCUAACCGUACCGCACUCUGCUUCACACUUAUCACCUGUGAGUUUCUUCAAAUUUACGCACUACAAUGCCAUGUACAUGUAUUGUCCAUGGCCCUUCUCUUUGUUUCCGUUCACCAAAUAAGUUGUAAUGAUAUGUUCCUAUGUGAGCAGGAGUGUUUUAUAGUCGUUCUGAACUUCUGAUGAGACAGUUUUGUAGACUUGUAAUAUGUGUUACUCUCUCAAUAUUCUGAGUUGCGGUUAUUUAUGAUUUUUUUUUUGAG